AUGGUAUAUCGAAAAGCUAGAAACAACGUUGAACCGUUUGAUAAUGGUGGAUUUAACCGAUUGGACUCGUCUGUACCAACAGAACCUAUGGCUGGAACAACUUUAUUCAAUAAUCGCAACGCCAAUCGCAACGUGCGCCGAAAUGCUCAGUCAACUACUCAACAGCCGACUAGGAACUCACAAUCGACUACCCGCCGUGGAAUGAACAAUCGCCCGCAGUUAACUACUCAAAACAAUCAUUCACAAUCGACUACACACCCACGGUCAACUAUAAACAACAAUCGCCCACGGUCGACUGUUCAUAAUAAUCGCCCGCGGUCGAUUAUUCAUCAGCAAGUGCCUACUAACGAAAAUGCUAGCAAUGUGCCUGCAUACUCUCCUACUCGUCGCACACAGACUCAACAUGUGCCUACACACUCUUCGAUCCAUUGUACUCAGACUCAACAUUGGCCACACACUCUAUCUUUCUCUGAACGACAUGCGCCGCCCACUCAACAUAUAACAAAAACAAAAGAAAGGCCAAGCCAGAUGUGUUCAUCAAUUUCAAUUUUUAUCGGCAUUGUGCUAUCUUUAUUUUGCUGCAACGUUGCCUGCGCCACCCCUAUUAUGUUUUUUGAUAUCGAACUUUGGGCUCCGCCUCACAACUAUCGCGCUUUGAACGUUCAAAUUACUUUAAACUUUGACAUUUCAAUAAUGGCACAAGCACAAAUUGAAAAACUUUCUUCUUCAGAGCGAAAGAAAUUAAAAUUAGAAUUAAUGCCUAUUCCAUCACUUUGCAUCGUGUGUGACAGCAAAGGAAGCAACCCGAUUGGACAUCGCCCUGGAGACAGCAUGUGCCCUUUCUACAAUGAUGGAUACAAACGAAAGACUUGGCGUCAAAAAUUGGGACUACCAGACAAACUGGCUGCACGUCGCGCAAAAGCUGCUCUAAUAAAAAAAUUGGGAAAAGAACGACUCUGCCCAACAACAACAGCACGUCUUGCUACUAUUACUACACCUAAAACAACAACCAAUAGUGAAAGCAAGCAGCAACCAAUCAUCACUGCCUCAGCAAUUGUUAAAACAACGACCGCACCAGUGCAGACAACAGAGGAAGUGAGUACCGUAUCUCUCUCACCUCCACGCAGCCCAUCACCUGCAUGUGCACCUCAAUUUGCCCGUCGCAAAAUUACAGACGACUUUCUGCUGCCAACAUUUGUUAAAGCCAAUCAGCAAGUGCCGACAACAAUUCAACCAACAACUAAAAAAAAAUGA
Molecule: messenger RNA, 1254 nt
Organism: Meloidogyne enterolobii
Lineage: Eukaryota; Metazoa; Nematoda; Chromadorea; Rhabditida; Meloidogynidae
Source: the annotation of a GenBank genome assembly